AUGUCAACGUCCAACAAGCGUAAGCUUUGGAAACCAUGUUUUGAGUACAAAGUUGAUUACAAUGAUCAUUUUGAAACACCAUUAUGUGCUUAUGAAGAUAUUUUGCCGCUUCUGGACCUACUGAAUCAGAAUCGAAAACAACAUGUAAUUUACGAUCCAUACUAUUGCAAUGGUAGAGUUGCUGUGCUGUUGCGACAACUUGGGUUUGAUCGUACCAUCCAUGCAAAACGGGACUUUUACAAAGAUGUUGAGGGGAAUGAGGUACCAGAACAUGAUACGCUAGUAACCAAUCCACCGUACUCGGAAAAUCACAAAGAGAAGUGCAUCGAAUUCUGCAUCCAACAGUUUCAGGAGGAGGGCAGAGCUUUCUUCUUAUUGAUGCCGAAUUAUGUGGCUGCAAAGAGCUACUUUCGAACUCUACUUAACGAUAAGGGCUGUAUGGACGACGUGGCAUAUGUAGUACCCGCCAUUCCAUAUGAAUACGACCAUCCAGAGGGGACAGGCCAUGAGAUACCACCGUUCAACAGUCUAUGGUUUGUUGGUAUUGGGAAACAGAAGAUCCGGCUAAUGCAAGGUACUUGGAACCAACAAACUGGAGGUGCGAAAUUUGUAACCUCGCUAAACGAGCUCGAAAAGUUGUCUGUUAUAUCUAUGCAAAAACGUCCCAAUCCAAAGCAACGGAAGAAGCGAAGAUUGCAACUGCAAGACGUCAAAGUUCCUGUCACCAAACCUAAUAAGCAACAGAAAGAUUCCUCAUCUGGAACACAACCAACAACGCCCAACAAUUCGAAAAAGAAAUCUAGGUACCGGGAUGGCAAAGGAAAGCGAACAAAGAAACGAUUUUGA
Cylindrotheca closterium is the source of this 846-nucleotide messenger RNA. Lineage: Eukaryota; Bacillariophyta; Bacillariophyceae; Bacillariales; Bacillariaceae. The record is from the annotation of a GenBank genome assembly.